CCGCCCGCCCGGACAUGGAGGACGCGGAGGCGCGCUUCACCCACCUGCUGCAGCCCAUCCGCGACCUCACCAAGAACUGGGAGGUGGACGUGGCGGCGCAUCUGGGCGAGUACCUGGAGGAGCUGGACCAGAUCUGCAUUUCCUUUGACGAAGGCAAGACCACAAUGAACUUCAUUGAGGCCGCGCUCCUGAUCCAGGGCUCUGCCUGUGUUUACAGCAAGAAGGUGGAGUACUUGUACUCACUGGUCUACCAGGCUCUUGACUUCAUCUCCGGGAAGAGGUCGUCCAAGCAGCUCCCCUCAGAGCAGGGUCAAGCAACCAGUUGCGACCUCUCCUCAGGAGCCUCCCAGGUGCAGGAUGAGUUCCUGUCACUGGACAAACUGCCCUACUCCCAGACCAACUCGUACCCGCGGGCCAGCCAGGAGCCCAGCGAGGUGCUCAUCAUUCCACUCCUGCCCAUGAGCCUGGUAGCCCCUGAUGAGCUGGAGAAGAAACAGCACCCACUGUACAGCUGUAAGGGGGAGAUCCUGGCCAGCCGGAAGGACUACCGGAUGAACACCAGCACCCCACACCUGCAAGGCACCUUUAUGCUGGAGCCCCAGGGCCUGUUGCCCAUGGAAACCCCGAGAGAGACACAGGGUGAGACGCGGCAGGAACCAGGGACAUCCCAGCUGCCCCUUCAGUCCCUUCCUGCUCCCGAGGAGCUGCCCAUGGACGUCUCUGUGUGUGCGAGUCCUGACCCCGGCCCUGCGCCCAGCUGCCCCCAGGACCCAGGUCCCUCCCUGGAUGUUCAGAUGCCUGGAGAGGGGGGUGAGGAUGAUGAUGUGGGCUGGGGGGAAGAGGCCCCAUCCUCCGUGCCUCUCCCGGAAACACAGGAGCCCGGGAACCCGCAGCAGAUGGGGCAGGACAUGCAGCCCCGGAAGUACCUGCUGCGCGAAAGGAACAGGGCACUGGAGCCUGCGUCUCAGCUGAAGAUUCCAGACCCCUGGCAGAGCCUGGAUCCCUUUGAUUCCACGGACUCAAAGCCCUUCAAGAAAGGCCGGCCCUUCUCUGUGCCCCCCUAUUUGGAAGAGGUUCCAGGGCAGAAGCGGAAGAAAAAAGGUGCCCCCAAGCUGCAGAAUUUCCACCAGUGGUACCUGGCAGUCUAUGCCAACAAUGCCGACAACAAGAAGUCCCAGAGGAAGGGCCUGUCCUUUGUAGACAUGGAGGUGCUGUACUGGAAGCAUGUAAAGGAGCAGCUGGAUACCCUCCGCAGGGUGAAGAGGCAGCAGGCGGCUUCACCGUGGCUGCCAGGGGCAGAGGACGAGGGGCUGGAGCCAGUAGAGGAGGACCGGGGAGAAGACCCCCCAGAGGACCUGGGGGAUGCCGACUUCUUAGAGGCUGAGGAAUGUGCAGAGUUUGAGGGGACAAAUCCUGAGGAUGCUGAAGGCUUGGAAGCAGACGCCAUGCCUACACAGCUGAGUUAUGAGGAGCUGGUGCGCAAGAACGUGGAAGUGUACAUAACGUCUUCCCAGAAGUUCGUCCAGGAGACGGAGCUGAGCCAGCGCAUCCGUGACUGGGAGGACAUGGUUCAGCCCAGGCUCCAGGAGCAGGAGCAGCAUGUGGUCUUUGACAUCCACAAUUACGAGGACCAGGUGAUCUCCAGCUUCAGCCAGCUGGAGCAGUGGUGCCCCUUUGCCAAGCUGGUGGAGGGCCAGCCGGCCUUCGAGGUGUGCCGCUCCAUGCUAGCCUCCCUGCAGCUGGCCAACGACUACACGGUGGAGAUCAGACAGCAGCCAGGGCUGGAGGCAGCUGUGGAUACCAUGUCCCUGCGGCUGCUCACACAGCAGAGGGCCUACCAGCGUUUCCAGACCUACACGGCCCCCUCCAUGGCCCAGCCCUAGGCCUGGCGCCGCCCCCUGCCCCUAAUAAAACGUUGCCACCCA
Molecule: messenger RNA, 1925 nt
Organism: Suncus etruscus (white-toothed pygmy shrew)
Lineage: Eukaryota; Metazoa; Chordata; Mammalia; Eulipotyphla; Soricidae
Gene: NCAPH2
Product: non-SMC condensin II complex subunit H2
Exons: 19
Coding region: 15-1883 (622 amino acids)
Biological process (GO): mitotic sister chromatid separation; meiotic chromosome condensation
Cellular component (GO): nucleus; condensin complex
Molecular function (GO): chromatin binding
Source: RefSeq, a predicted model, not a curated record